Messenger RNA from Cuscuta campestris, 851 nucleotides. The record is from the annotation of a GenBank genome assembly. Lineage: Eukaryota; Viridiplantae; Streptophyta; Magnoliopsida; Solanales; Convolvulaceae.
GGUGAGAUUAUUUUUAAAAGACCGGUCGGAUUAUUUUGGGUAAUUUUUCCUAAAUUAAAAAACAAAAGCUAUUUCAGGGACUAGCCAAAGCUUGUGUUUUUUUGCUAAGCAAUUCUCUCGGCUCUGAGAGAGAGAGAGGAGGAGGAGGUCGGAGAUUUCAGCGGCUUGCGGCGAUGGGGACUCGGGAGGUUUACGAAGAGCGGCUGAGAACGGGGAAUCUUUAUCACGAUCCGACUAUCAAUCCUGGCCUCGGUUCUGCUCGCUGUCCUCGCUGUUUGUCUCUCUUAAACCCCUCCUCUGAUAACGAGGAAUGGGCGAUCACACCGGUUCUACACGACUUCACUGUUGUGGCUGGCUCUGUAAUGGGUGGAAUGCUUAGCACAGUCUAUGGCUUGAACACAGGUAUCCCUUUUGUUCAGAAGUGUGUUAAGGGACCAAAGUGGCUUCCUUUUGUCAUAGGGGUUCCCCCACUUCUGAUGUUCUCUGCAGCUAGUGCAGCAUUUGGUGGUUAUGUUCUUCCAAACUUUACACAGCUCACAGUAACGUCAUAUUAUGCUGCGUCAAGUGCAUCGCAUCAUGGCAUUUCAUUGCUCACGAGGCACGUUGAAGACUCACACACUGCACCCGCGCAACGGGAAAAACUCGGCUGAUUAACUACUACAGGUGCACAAAGUGAGACCCCACUUUCCAUUUUUGUACCAAAUUUGGCGUGUAUAUUUGAGUCUAGUUUUAUGAUUUCGAGUAACUUUUUGUUUUGUAGAAAUUUUGAUGUAGUUCUUAAAUAUAAAUUCUAUACUGUUGUUUAAAUGAAUGAAAAAUGACUUUCACAAAAAUAAAUUUUCUUUGUGUGU